This is a messenger RNA of Gadus chalcogrammus (walleye pollock), 4632 nucleotides long. It is a transcript of the gene rassf10a, whose product is annotated as Ras association domain family member 10a. The transcript has a single exon. Bases 423 to 1946 code for a protein of 507 amino acids. Gene Ontology annotation, biological process: signal transduction. NCBI's taxonomy places the organism in Eukaryota, Metazoa, Chordata, Actinopteri, Gadiformes, Gadidae. The record is from RefSeq and is a predicted model, not a curated record.
UGCGCCUACCGAGGAGGAAGGACAAACCUCUCCUCUCUAGAGCGCGCAAGGUGGGAGAAGAAGAACCGAACCGACCACAAUGAGGUGGUGAUAUAAUCAGACAUCUAGGCUUGACUAGGAAGUCAUCAUAAUAUGAAUGGAUUUGGUUGCGGAUCAACACUCUGGAACUACACUACAAACGCCGGCAAUCAGUUUGGCAAAAGUCUACGUCUGCGCGCGGGACGCACGGCACAUUUAACGCACCUUCCUUCUCCAGUGGACAUGGAAGCAGACGACAUUAUUUCAAGCCAAUGACCUAAAAGUUGCCAGGCGUGUGUGUGUGUGUGUGUGUGUGUGUUACUUUCACACCCAGACUUCUUGGGCUGUUUGGGUGAAGAGGGUUCAAUCGAGUUCACCGGACCUUGUCGUGAAGUGAUCCGGGGAUGGAACCGGAGGAGGGGAAACUCUCCGUGUGGGUCUGCCGGGAGGAGAAGCUGGUCUCCGGCGUGUCCAAACGAACCACCUGCGCCGAUGUGGUCAAAGUCCUCCUGGAGGACCAGAACGUGCAGCAGGGCGCAUCGGCGUCCAUGCUGUCCGGUCCCCCGCAGUCCUACUGCGUGGUGGAGAAAUGGAGAGGCUUCGAGAGGAUCUUACCCAACAAGACCAAAAUCCUCCGCCUGUGGAGCGCUUGGGGCGAAGAACAGGAGAACGUGCGCUUCGUCCUAGUGAAAAACGAGGCGUCGCUGCCCAACAACGGACCGCGGAGCGCGGAGGCGCGCGUUGUGCAGAGCAAAGACAGCAGCUGUCCCGCCGGCCUCGGAGGGGUGCCGCUGAAGGGGUCCGCCAAGGCCGGCUGGACCGCCGCGGCGGGCGCCAACCUCUCGCAGCAGGACAAGCAGAGACGCGUGGUGAGGAAGGCCUUCAGGAAGCUGGAUAAGAUGAACAAAAAGAGAGAGGAGACGAACGUCUCCAAAGACAAAGUCUCCAUGGAGAAAAUGGAGACGCUGGUCCACUUGGUGAUUUCCCAGGACCACACCAUUCGCCAGCAGAUCCAUAGGAUCAAGGAGCUGGACAAGGAGAUAGAGAGGUAUGAGGCAAAGGUGCACUUUGACAGGAUCAAGAGACACGGCGUCAACUAUGUGCAGGACACAUAUAUGGUGGAGAUGAGUGCGGAGAUUAAAACUUUUUCAGACUGCAAACGCAAAGCCGGGUGGCUGGACGCGCGCGGCGCGACCACCACGGAGGCGGUCGCGCAGUUUGAGGAAUACGCGAGCAGGUGCGAGGAGAUGGUGCGUCUCGAGGAGGAACUAACGGAACGAGAGGCGCUCGUGGAGAGCAUCACCGGCCAGCUGCAAGAGGAGCUCAACCAGCGGUGGAUGAGGCGGCGGCGCGAGGAGCUGGGGGGUCGGGACGCGGAGAGCCUCGGGGGCUCGGCCGACAUCACCCUGUCCGUGGCCGCUGCUACCGCCGCACCUGAGCCCCUGCCCCACCCCCGAGCCCCUCCCGCCGCCGCAGAAGCAGACGUGGAGGGCCUGUCGGAGAACGACCUGGCGCUGGAGGAGGAGAGGAUCAAGACUCAGCUGGACACCAGUCUGUACAUCGGCCUGCGACUCAACACGGACUUACAGACGGUCAAAGGAGACCUUGACCUCAGUCUCGACAUGUGGGAGGCCAAGGAGAAGGAACUGUUGGACCUACUGGCAAAGGUGGAGACGAUGGAGGUGGAAAGGUUGAAUAAAGAACUGACCGUCUGUGAGCAGGGUGGCGCAGGGACGACGGUGGUGGUGGAGGCCCAGGUCUCCUCCUCUUCUUCUCCUGCUGCUAUGGAUAAGGGCAGCGGCUGGGUGGACCAGGCGAGAGGUCUGUCCAGUACGUGCAUUAUGAACGACGACGACUCGGACACGGGACUCAGUUCCAUGCACAGCCAGGACUCAGACAACCCGCCCGUCUGCGAGUCACUGGUAUGACCUCGCGAACAGGACUACACCGCGCUACUUAAUAUGCAAUAUGAAAGACACACACUCAGGGGCAUUGACAUCUGUGUUGACGUUCACCGUGCAAGGAAAUAUCAAUCGUUCGUUCUCUCUUACAAAAAUACAAUGCAAAAUCGCACCUCAGUUCAGUUUCAGUUUACUGCGCCUCCACCGUUGCAACGAGACAACUUACCACGAGUCCAUGAACAACAUAGAGACGGAUAGCAUUGCCCUUCAGAUCUAGGACACAUUCUUGUUUCAGGCAUGGCCUCUAAUAUAGCAAUAACUAUCAUAUUUGGUAGGCAGACCAGUAAUAUGUGAAGAUAAGUGUGAUCCUGAAGUAUUAACACAUAACACAUGUACUCAUAGCAUGCAUUAUGAAUAUAUAGUGUGUUAAGGUCAACUUGGUUAAAGUUUGUUUGUUAUCUAUAUAUUUUUAUCAGGCAGUAAGUGUGACAAUAUGGCAGUGUUUAUUUGUUCGAAAGGCACUGUUAAAAAUCUAGACUAGGCCUAGGCCUAUCUAACCACAAUGUGUAGAAAAGAUUUGUUUUCUUUUUUUUGCUACACUCCAAGUCUUCCCUAUGCUGAUAUCAAAUAACGUGUAAAAAACCCACAAAAGGAUAACAUUGAUUUAUCUCUUUCUCCAAACUUCAGGCACAUUUAAUACUUUGGGUUUAGCUCUCAAACCAAUCUUGCUGAUGUUCUGAUUUGACGCGAAUAUUAGACCCAGAUGGAUUAAAAUAUAUGUAUAGGCCUACUGACAUUGUAAACAUUAAGGGAUAGAGAAUGAUACAAAGUGGUCUUCACUUUGACAUUUUGCCAGGAGCCCUUAUGUAGUUAAAAAAAUGACGAAUAAGGAUUUUUUAUUAUUAUCAAAGUAUUUUGAUAAUCCUAUACCCAUUGGGUCUAAGAAUCUAAAAGUAUUUCUUAUGUUUGGAACCAAGACAGCUUUUGCUCAGCUAGUUUGUAAUAUUGUUAGUAUUAAUUCACUUUUCAGUCAAAUCUGUUGUUGUUUGAAGAUGAGGAAAUUGCAAUAGAUCACCAUACUAAAUACAGUGCAUAGAUCAUUUUUGUUGCGCAUCAAAUUCCCAUGUCAGGUUAGUUGUCAUGUUUUGCAGAUCUAUUGACUCUCAUACUUGUGCUUCAGGUUGCUCUCUGGUUCUUUCAUGUUUCCCAUAUGCCUUCAUUCCAACACACAACCCUUUCAAAAACCCUGAGAUCAACAGUAACAUCACAAUACAAGUACUUAUUUAGAUGGCCAACCAAGUCUUAAAUAACUUCUAAAUAUAGUAUUGCGUCUCUUCAUUUCUCUAAACUGGAAUCAGUCAUGCCUUUCCUAAGGUGUUUCAAAGACCAAACGUACUGUGUGUGUACAUGUGUGUGUGUGUGUGUACGUGUGUGUGUAUACCUGUGUGUAUGUGUGUGUGUGUGUGUGUGUGUGUGUGUGUGUGUGUGUGUGUGUGUGUGUGUGUGUGUGUGUGUGUGUGUGUGUGUGUGUGUGUGUCUGUGUACGUGUGUGUGUUUGUGUGUUACACUAGAUGCAUCCAUUAAUGUAGGUCUUGGAAUAAAUAUGAGCUCAAACAUCCAGUUAAUGUUGUGCAUAUGAACUCAAUAACCAAUAGAUCAAAGUAAAAGCUUAAGCCCUGUAGCAAUGGCUUUUAACAUCGGAUUCCCAAUCCAAAUAACCCGAUCAAUACGAUGGACAGCAUCAUUCUGUACACUAAACUCAAUGCCUGUAUGUUUGCCGUUUCCUUUGUUUGUCUUGACAAUUGCAAGUGUACUUCUGUCUAUCGAAAGGUAAAAUGUCACUUCCUGCAAACAGACAUUUCCUCCGACUGCUUGACAUUGUGCUCCGUGGUUCAAUCAACCGUGGACGCGUCCAGUCACCACCGUGUCUGUUCAACACUGACACACCGACCAUCGCUGUUGAAAUAAACAGUAUAACAUUAUGUUCUGCCUUGUGGUGUGUUUUCAUUCCAAUCGAUCGACCUGUGGAUAAGAUAUUGUCGAUUGAUUAAUUUUUCCAUAUUUGUAGGCCUAUAGUAGUUCAAUGUUGGCUGUUGUUUAAAAUGAAGGUGGUUUAUGGGAAUGUUCUGAAUGUACCGCCGCUCCGCCUGUGGACAGUGCCUUGUCAGAGAAAGGUGUGGCUGCGUUUCAGGGUUUGUGCGUACGUCAAACUUGUCUGAUGCACAACCUAAUUGCAGUUGGCUGAUAAUCCCGAGAGCAAAUGCCCUUUUAACAAGCAUGCAUUCCAGACUGUAAACAGACUUUAGCUACCAAUGUAAUGCUGAUCUCUGUGUGACAUCUAGAAGAUUGACUGCAGUGACACUGAUGCAUCACUGCACAUAGUAGAUGCACCAGUGUCAUUGUAGGAUUUUCAAAUAUCGAUGAUCAAAUCUUAGGAUGAAACAAACCUAUCUAUAUUAUAACCUCAUGUAACUUAUAUUGCCUUUGAAUAGACGUAGCAAGGCUAGAUUAUAGUUUAGGUUAUAGAUAGGUUAUAGUUUACAUGCAGACCGGAAUAUAUAAAACAUGCCAUGGGGUAGCCAAGCCAAUGUAUAGAUAUAUUUCCUACUUCUAUGUAAUGUACUUUAUACUUCUGAGAAAUCUUCCUCCUACUUCUAGGUUAUCUGCUUCCAGUUUCAUGUAAUUUAAUUCGAAAAACAAUAAACCACACUUA